GGUGACGUCACCCCGGCCCCGCCCCGGCCAUGCUCGCCGUCACUCCCUUGCCUCAGCUCGCACUGCUCCUGCUCCUGCCGGCGCCCGUCCCGCCCUCUGGGCCGGGACUGGUGGCCCUGACCCCGGUGACCCCGACGCCCACUACGGACGCCGCCGGCCCCGCACUGGCCGUGAACUUCGACCCAGCGACCUGGACGCUGACCUGGGCCUGCGAUGCCGGCGUCACGGUGACGUCAUGCACAGCCACGCCGGGGGCGGGCCGGAGGCUCCUGGCGCUGCCCCAGGGCUCAUGCUCCUGCCGGUUCAAGGUGAUGGUGCUGCACCACGGGGUCACGCUGGAGGUGGACGCCAAGAUCGCCGCCGCGGAGGGGGCUGAGUCGGCGGCUGCGGGAGGCGGGGCCACCGCACGGGGAAAGCUGAGGCUCGUCGAUGCUGGCGCGCUCGGCUCCGGCGCCGAAAACCUGACUUGCGAGAUCCGCGAGGCGCGCUUCCUGUGGUGCGCGUGGAGGGCGGGGCCGGCCGCAGCGGGGGACAUCGAGUAUGCGCUGACCGUGCGUGACCUCACGGGUCACGAGGUCGCGCGCUGCUCAGCCCCGCCCCCACGCUCGGGUCAUGACCCCGCGAGGCACUGCCAGGCCGAGGGCAUGGAGCUGCUGCAGGAGAGUCGUGCAUACGUCGCCGUGACCGGGCGGAGCCGGGCGGGGCCCACGCGCUUCCUGGACGCCAUGUUGGUGCUGAAGCGCAUCGAGCGGCUCGGCCCGCCCGUCAACGUCACGUCGUCCUGCGGCCCCGCCCACUGCAUGGUCUCCUGGGCCCCGCCCCCGACCUGGGCACCGAUGUCCGCCCCCGAUUUCCGGUUCGAGGUGGAGUGGAAGAGCUUGGAGCCUGGGAGCGAGGCCAGGAAGGCGCUCCUCCUGGAACAGACGCACUUCGCCAUCCCAGGCCCCGCCCCCCACGGUCGCCAUGAAGUCCGGGUCCGCGCGGGUGACGUGCGCACCGGGCGCUGGGGAGACUGGAGCCCCGCCAACACCUUUGGCUCCGAGGAGUCCCGAGUGCCCGCAGCCUUCACGUACGCAGCGUCCGCCUGCGCCGCCCUACUGUGUGCGCUGGGCCUCGGGGCGGCCUGCGGCAGGUGGCGGCGCCUCUUCCCGCCCGUGCCCCGGAUCAAGGACCGCGUGUCGGACGACGAGCGCGUGAACCCCGAGACCCUGAGGAGCGACCUGGCGCGCGCGUAGACGGCGGCCGCGGGGACUUCCGGUCCCGACAGGAAACCCCGCCCCUCACUUCCAGUUUUUUAUUUUAUUUUUUUAUUAAAAACGGAAAUAAAGAUCGGGAACGCA
This is a messenger RNA of Mastomys coucha (southern multimammate mouse), 1340 nucleotides long. Its product is annotated as granulocyte-macrophage colony-stimulating factor receptor subunit alpha-like. Gene Ontology annotation, molecular function: cytokine receptor activity; protein binding. Lineage: Eukaryota; Metazoa; Chordata; Mammalia; Rodentia; Muridae. Gene Ontology annotation, biological process: cytokine-mediated signaling pathway; immunoglobulin mediated immune response. Gene Ontology annotation, cellular component: external side of plasma membrane; membrane. The transcript is spliced from 11 exons. The record is from RefSeq and is a predicted model, not a curated record. The coding region runs from base 30 to 1235 and encodes 401 amino acids.